UUCUGCCUCGGCUUAAAUUGAUUCCUGGAGCCACCCACUCCUUUGCACCAUGAGCAUCUCCAAGGAGCUCCACGACGAACUCUGCACCUCGUACGCCGCCCUGGCUCUCUACGAUGGCGAUGCCGAGAUCACCAGCGACCAGCUCAGCGCGUUGAUCACGGCCACCGGCAACGAGGUAGAGGGCUACUGGCCCACUCUCUUCUCGGGCUUCCUGGCUAAGGCUGGCAUCGAGAAGCUCAUCCUUGCUGCUAGCUCCGGGAGCGGCGGGGGCGGCGGUGGUGGUGGUGGCGGCGACGGCGGCGGCGACGCCCCGGCAGCCGAGGAGGAGAAGAAGGAGGAGGAGGAGGAGGAGGAGAUCGACAUGGGCGGGGGCAUGGACAUGUUCGGCGGCGGCGACGAGGGUGGAGGAGACUACUAAGUCAACAUCGGUGGUUCGAUUGCCCGCGGCGCUUAGUCGUUUGAUGGUUUAAGGGCCACCAGCUCUCCUGUCUUUUGAUCGAAUCCAAAUCUUGAAACCAUUCCUGGAGGGUUUUUUUUUCGGUGGCACUGGUGCUGGUGCCGUGUGGCGGAGCCCCGGGAGGCACGCGACCCCUGGCAUGAACCUUGUUCAUGGGAUGAACUCCGAGCCGUUGGUCAUGCACCCCGCGAUAUCUAGUGAGAGUUGCCUAUCAUAUCGAUAUCUAGUGAGUGUUGCCUAUCAUGCACACACAUACAGUGCGUUCGACCUCUCCGGAGGCUUCUGCGCCUUGUACUU
This is a messenger RNA of Ectocarpus siliculosus, 754 nucleotides long. The record is from the annotation of a GenBank genome assembly. NCBI's taxonomy places the organism in Eukaryota, Phaeophyceae, Ectocarpales, Ectocarpaceae.